Molecule: messenger RNA, 3091 nt
Organism: Hibiscus syriacus
Lineage: Eukaryota; Viridiplantae; Streptophyta; Magnoliopsida; Malvales; Malvaceae
Product: protein argonaute 4-like
Exons: 23
Coding region: 107-2848 (913 amino acids)
Biological process (GO): regulatory ncRNA-mediated post-transcriptional gene silencing
Cellular component (GO): cytoplasm
Molecular function (GO): RNA binding; protein binding
Source: RefSeq, a predicted model, not a curated record
AGCCGUCUGUUUUUCCCCUAAAUCAGAGACGGGAGCCUUGAUCUUGAUAAUCUCACUUAAUUUUUUUAGUGUUUCUACAAGUUGUUUUCUCUACAAAUUUCAGGAUAUGGACUCGUUUGAAAAAGAUGGAAAUGGGGCUGUGCCUGAGUCUCUGCCACCUCCCCCACCUGUGCCUCCUGAUGUUGUACCUAUCAAAGCAGAAUCUGAACCUGCAAAAAAGAAGGUUGUGCGAGUCCCAAUGGCCAGGCGUGGUCCUGGGUCUAAAGGACAGAAGAUAACUCUUCUAACCAAUCACUUCAAAGUGAAUGUUGGAAGUGUUGAUGGAUAUUUCUUCCACUAUUGUGUUUCUCUAUUUUAUGAAGAUGGUCGUCCUGUCGAUGGCAAAGGUGUUGGAAGAAAAGUGAUAGAUAGGGUGCAAGAAACCUAUAGCAAUGAGCUGGCUGGAAAGGACUUUGCUUAUGAUGGAGAGAAGAGUUUAUUUACUGUUGGUCCUCUCCCAAAUAACAAGCUUGAGUUUACAGUUAUACUUGAGGAUGUUACAUCCAACAGAAACAAUGGAAAUGCAAGUCCUAAAGGCCAUGAGAGUCCAAAUGCUCACGACAGGAAGAGAAUUAAACGGUCUUAUCAGUCAAAAACCUUUAAAGUGGAUAUUAGCUUUGCUGCAAAGAUUCCCAUGCAGGCCAUUCAAAAUGCUCUGCGUGGACAGGAAUCAGAGAACUCACAGGAAGCCUUAAGGGUGUUGGAUAUCAUUUUACGGCAGCAUGCUGCAAAACAGGGAUGCCUUCUUGUUCGCCAAUCUUUCUUUCAAAACAAUCCCGACAAUUUUACGGACAUUGGUGGAGGUGUCCUAGGCUGCAGAGGGUUCCAUUCUAGUUUUCGAGCCUCUCAAGGAGGCCUUUCCCUGAACAUUGAUGUAUCAACUACCAUGAUAAUUCGACCUGGUCCUGUUGUGGAUUUUUUAAUUGCCAAUCAGAAUGCCAGAGAUCCUUACUCCCUGGACUGGACCAAGGCUAAACGAACUCUUAAGAAUCUGAGGAUAAAAGUUAGUCCAUCCAAUCAAGAGUACAAGAUUACUGGAUUGAGCGAGCAAAUGUGCAAAGAUCAGUUGUUUUCAUUGAAGCAGAAAAGUGCGAAGAAUGAUAAUGGUGAAGCUGAGAAUCUAGAGAUUACUGUUUAUGAUUAUUUUGUCAACCGUCGCAACAUAGAGUUGCGUUAUUCUGCAGACCUGCCGUGCAUUAAUGUUGGAAAACCAAAACGGCCAACGUAUUUUCCUUUGGAGUUGUGUUCCCUGGUGUCUUUGCAACGUUACACAAAAGCACUAACCACUUUUCAGAGAGCUUCACUGGUUGAAAAAUCAAGACAGAAGCCUCAGGAAAGAAUGACUGUCUUGUCUAGUGCUUUACAGAGGAGUAAUUAUGGUGCUGAGCCAAUGCUGCGUUCAUGUGGCGUUUCUAUCAGCACUAAUUUCACCCAAGUGGAAGGUCGUGUUCUGCCUGCACCGAGGUUAAAAGUCGGGAAUGGUGAAGAUUUCUUUCCACGGAAUGGGCGGUGGAAUUUUAACAACAAGAAACUAGUGGAGCCAACUAAGAUUGAACGAUGGGCUGUUGUUAACUUCUCGGCACGAUGUGAUACAAAUAGCCUUGUUCGAGAUUUGAUUAGAUGUGGAGACAUGAAAGGAAUUAGGAUAGACAAUCCUUUUGAUGUGUUUCAAGAGACAAAUCAGAACAGACGCUGCUCUCCUGUUGUUAGAGUGGAUAAAAUGUUUGAGGACAUUCAAUCUAAACUUCCUGGAGCUCCACAGUUCCUCCUUUGUGUUUUACCUGAUAAGAAAAAUUCUGAUCUUUAUGGUCCAUGGAAGAAGAAGAAUCUUGCCGAGUUUGGCAUAGUCACGCAGUGUAUGGCUCCAACUAGGGUCAAUGAUCAGUACCUUACGAAUUUGCUUCUAAAAAUCAAUGCAAAGCUUGGAGGACUGAAUUCUAUGUUAGCAAUUGAGCAAACAACUUCAAUUCCGGUUGUUUCUAAGGUUCCAACCAUCAUCCUUGGCAUGGAUGUGUCUCAUGGCUCUCCUGGGCAAUCUGAUAUUCCAUCAAUUGCUGCGGUGGUCAGCUCCAGGCAGUGGCCUUUGAUUUCCCGCUACAGGGCAUCUGUGCGGACACAGUCACCUAAGCUUGAAAUGAUAGAUUCUCUGUUCAAACGAGUGUCUGACAAGGAGGAUGAGGGUAUCAUUAGGGAGGUUCUUUUGGACUUCUAUACAAGUUCAGGAAAGCGAAAGCCUGAUCAAAUCAUAAUAUUCAGGGAUGGGGUUAGUGAGUCGCAGUUCAAUCAAGUUUUGAACAUUGAACUGGAUCAAGUCAUUGAGGCUUGCAAAUUUCUUGAUGAGAGUUGGAACCCCAAGUUUGUGGUCAUCGUUGCACAGAAAAACCAUCAUACAAAGUUCUUCCAGCAGGGAUCUCCUGACAAUGUCCCACCUGGCACUGUUAUAGACAACAAAAUCUGUCAUCCAAAGAACAAUGACUUCUAUCUUUGUGCUCAUGCGGGAAUGAUUGGAACCACGAGGCCUACCCAUUAUCAUGUUUUGUUAGAUCAGAUUGGGUUUUCGGCUGAUGAUCUCCAGGAACUUGUUCAUUCUCUGUCAUAUGUUUACCAAAGGAGCACCACUGCCAUUUCUGUAGUUGCUCCAAUCUGCUACGCACAUUUGGCAGCCUCACAGGUUGGGACGUUCAUGAAGUUUGAAGAUGCAUCUGAGACAUCGUCAAGCCAUGGUGGGGUUACGGCACCAGGAGCUGUUGCUGUCCCUCAGCUGCCUAGGUUGAAUGAGAAAGUCUGCAGCUCAAUGUUCUUCUGUUGAGAGGGACGUAUGAGCCGAGCCCCAUGUUUUGUGUAGGCAUUUGGUGUUUUUUACCGAACGACUGAAACGGUUUUAAGUUAAAAAUGUAGGAUUAUCCAUCCCGCAAUGCUUAUGAUGAUGAGGCAGGGUAGUUUGAAUCAUCAUCCGUUUUGAGUAUGAACCUACUGGUGUGAACAAGUGGCUCUCGCCUGUGUAACUUGGCUGUGUUUGUGGUGUGGAAUGUGGAUGUUAUUCGGCAGGUUA